ACAUCUACAACUUCAACAUCUUUUAGAGAUGUCAUCCUUCCGGCAACGAAAACAGACAUACACUAUCAAAUCGAGUUAGAUGAAGAAAAAAGGGGGCGCAAAUGUCGAAGAAGUUGUAGAAACGUUGCAUUUCAAGCAAGUGUCAGUCCGACAAUAAAUGAUAUAAAAGCUGAUGCAACGAUUUUAUUCGGAGAUUGCACAACAAAUAUUGGAGGAGCUUUCGAUGCCAAAAGUGGAAUAUUUACAACACCAGUUGCGGGCACAUAUAUAUUCCAUUCGACGAUUUUAACGCCCCCAAAGUCGGUAGUUGAAACAGCACUUCAAGUAAACGGAGAAGUCAAGAUGCUGCUAUAUUCUGGCGAUAACUCGUUAUAUUCACCGGGUAGCAAUAUGGUGGUGCUUCAAUUAAAAGUCGGAGAUCUUGUGAAGAUGGUGAAACACGGGCCGUGGGGGAAAACGCCAUUCACAAUACAUCAUAGGUUUAGCACGUUCUCUGGUUUCUUACUGCAGGUUGAUUAACUGUCCAUCAGAAAAUACUGGAUGUUAAAACAAACACAGUGCGUUUUGAUAACAUUUUGAGACCUUUAUAGAUGUGACAUUACAGAUCUUGAACUAUGUUUUUUUGCAUGAACGAGUAAUCGUAGGAUUUUAUUCUUUAUUUCAGUGUUUAUACAUUUUGUCGUUCCAUUUCAAGAAGUACUGAAAACAUGAAUCUAAAAUAUCAACAAGACUAGUACUUAAGGAACAGUUCAAUUUUGUCUGGGACAAUAUUCAUAAGAUAAUCAUUAUACAUUGCACUAUAUGAAAGGGAUUUUCUACAUGAAGGUGAAUACAUACU
Molecule: messenger RNA, 838 nt
Organism: Mercenaria mercenaria
Lineage: Eukaryota; Metazoa; Mollusca; Bivalvia; Venerida; Veneridae
Product: heavy metal-binding protein HIP-like
Exons: 1
Molecular function (GO): protein binding
Source: RefSeq, a predicted model, not a curated record